Molecule: messenger RNA, 414 nt
Organism: Saprolegnia diclina VS20
Lineage: Eukaryota; Oomycota; Saprolegniomycetes; Saprolegniales; Saprolegniaceae
Exons: 2
Coding region: 1-414 (137 amino acids)
Biological process (GO): Wnt signaling pathway; ubiquitin-dependent protein catabolic process
Cellular component (GO): cytoplasm; nucleus
Molecular function (GO): poly-ADP-D-ribose binding; ubiquitin protein ligase activity
Source: RefSeq, a predicted model, not a curated record
AUGCGCCGGAGCCGGUACUUUCGCGCGCCGCCGUCCGCCGACGUCAGUGGCGGCGCAGCGACCACGUGCGCGAUCUGCCUGCAGGCGGUCGUGACCGGCGCUUCGAUUGCGUGCCGCCAUCGGUUCUGCUUUGCUUGCAUUCGCGCGUGGGCCAACGUUUCGUCGACGUGUCCGCUGUGCAAAGUAGACAUUCGUGCGAUCCUCAACGAAGCGACCAAGACCGAGGUCGUUGUCGCACAUAAAGUCCAAGCGCCGCCCGCGGAGAACGAAGACUUUGCACUUGCCGACGACGACUUUGCACUUGCGCUGGACGAUGGCAGCGACGGCUACGAAAUGGACGGCUUUGUCGUCCCGAACGACUUCGUCGAGUUUGCAGAUAGCGAGGACGAGAAGGAUCUGCGUACGUCACCAUAA